CAAGCAGGAAAAUUUUUCAUUAUCAAAAGACUAUAAAAAGAGAGAAAAAAAGAAAAGAAAAAGAAAAGGGUAAUGAACGAAAACGGUCUGUGAGUUUGUGUAGAUACAUGCAUCAAGUAUGACAGGCAAUGAAGAACAGUUGAGGCAUUCAAUAGGCAGAGUCUCUCUCAUAGAAUUGAAGUGUAAGUGGGGGUAGUUAAACCGUAAUAGGAAUCGUGAACUCUGCUCUGUGUGUUGUUCUGUUUUUCAAAGAAGAAAAAUCUGUACCUACCUCUUCAUUCACUUCUCUUCUUGUUUUGUACUCAUCGCCAAUUUUGUUCUCUCCUUACUUAAAACCAAACAAAUUAUUGGGCGGACUCUCCAACCCAAUUCCCAUUUCCAGAAAAAACCCAAAUUUCUUUGUUAACUCCUUCCACCUUGCAUUUGAUUUUCUCUCUCUCUCUCUCUCUCUCUCUCUCUCUCUCUCUCUCAUCACUGACAACCCAAAGUUCUCUCUCUGUAUCUAUAUCUAUCUACCAAGGCAUUCUUGUUUCAAAGAAAGCGGGAGAGAGAAAGUAGAGGGAGAGAGAGAGAGAGAUAUGGCAGGCAUUGCUGGUACUUGUUCUUCUUCGAGUUUGAUCUUCAGAACAAAAGAAUCAGGGACCAGUCUGCUUCAGUACAAUGGGCUCAGAGCACUUGAGACCAAGCAAGUGGCUUCAACCGGGUCUAAGACAAAUGGGUUCAUUUCCGCUUCAGCUCCAAAAUGGAGAAGAAUCAAAGCCGUGGCCACUCCAACAGUUUCAGCUCCCAAGAGAGAGAAAGACCCGAAGAAAAGAAUUGUCAUAACAGGAAUGGGACUUGUUUCAGUUUUUGGCAAUGAUACUGAUACAUUCUAUAAUAAACUUCUUGAAGGAGAGAGUGGAAUCAGCCUAAUCGACAGGUUUGAUGCUUCGAACUUCUCUGUCCGGUUUGGGGGUCAAAUUCGUGAUUUCUCUUCCAAAGGUUACAUUGAUGGCAAAAAUGAUCGCCGCCUUGAUGACUGCUGGAGGUACUGUUUGGUUGCUGGAAGGAGGGCCCUUGAUGAUGCCAGCCUUGGAUCCCAAGUCCUUGAAAAUAUGGACAGAACAAAAAUUGGAGUUCUAGUGGGGACUGGUAUGGGAGGCUUAACAUCUUUCAGCAAUGGAGUGGAAGCUCUCAUUCAAAAGGGAUAUAAGAAGAUUACUCCAUUUUUCAUUCCUUAUUCCAUAACCAAUAUGGGGUCAGCAUUGUUAGCUAUAGAUACUGGCUUAAUGGGGCCCAAUUACUCGAUCUCAACAGCUUGUGCCACUGCAAAUUAUUGCUUCUACGCUGCUGCAAAUCACAUUAGAAGGGGAGAAGCAGACGUUAUGGUAGCUGGGGGGACCGAGGCAGCUGUCAUGGCUACCGGGGUUGGUGGAUUUAUAGCUUGUAGGGCCUUAUCUCAAAGGAAUGAUGAACCCCAGAAAGCUUCAAGGCCGUGGGAUAAAGAUCGUGAUGGUUUUGUUAUGGGAGAAGGCUCUGGUGUGCUGAUUAUGGAGAGCUUGGAGCAUGCAAUGAAAAGAGGAGCCAACAUAAUUGCAGAGUAUUUGGGAGGUGCCGUAACAUGUGAUGCUCAUCACAUGACUGAUCCUCGAUCAGAUGGCCUUGGAGUUUCCUCUUGCAUAACAAAGAGUUUAGAAGAUUCUGGAGUUUCUCCCGAAGAGGUGAAUUAUGUUAAUGCUCAUGCAACAUCAACCCUCGCUGGAGAUUUGGCUGAGGUUAAUGCCAUCAAGAAGGUCUUUAAGGACACGUCCGAGAUGAAGAUGAAUGGGACUAAGUCAAUGAUUGGACAUGGCCUUGGAGCUGCUGGUGGAUUGGAAGCCAUUGCAACUAUAAAAGCAAUCACUACUGGAUGGCUACAUCCAACCAUUAACCAAUAUAAUUUGGAGCCUGAAGUAACAAUUGAUACAGUUCCCAACGUGAAGAAACAGCACGAAGUUAAUGUUGGUAUCUCUAAUUCCUUUGGCUUUGGUGGGCACAAUUCGGUGGUUGUUUUCGCUCCUUUCAAGCCCUAAAUGAAUAGCAAGAAAAUUAGUUUCUUUCCUAAACUAUUUUCCUUUACAUCGGCUGAUUUUGGAAUCAUAUGCUUGCCUGUUGCAUAAUUGGGAGAAUUUUAGUUUAAGAAUCAUCUGUGACGGGAUGUAGCCCUUUCACCAUUUUCAUUUCGUCUCAUAAUGUGUUUGAUGAGAUCAAAUUAAUGGUCUAUCAAUGAAUAAAAUGUCUCAUGCAAUUUUUUCC
This is a messenger RNA of Cornus florida, 2274 nucleotides long. RefSeq names its product 3-oxoacyl-[acyl-carrier-protein] synthase I, chloroplastic-like. Lineage: Eukaryota; Viridiplantae; Streptophyta; Magnoliopsida; Cornales; Cornaceae. Gene Ontology annotation, biological process: fatty acid biosynthetic process. Gene Ontology annotation, molecular function: 3-oxoacyl-[acyl-carrier-protein] synthase activity. Bases 579 to 2051 code for a protein of 490 amino acids. The transcript has 8 exons. The record is from RefSeq and is a predicted model, not a curated record.